Acanthamoeba castellanii str. Neff is the source of this 243-nucleotide messenger RNA. RefSeq lists its product as uncharacterized. Bases 1 to 243 code for a protein of 80 amino acids. The transcript has a single exon. The record is from RefSeq and is a predicted model, not a curated record. NCBI's taxonomy places the organism in Eukaryota, Discosea, Longamoebia, Acanthamoebidae.
AUGCAACGGUGCAAUGUCGACGACGAUGACUUCGACGACGACAACGACGGCUUCGACGAUGACGACAACAUCGACGACAACAUCGACGACGACGACGACGACAACAAACAAGGCGUCGUCGACGAUUCGAAGCCAGUCACAGGCCCGUGGGCUAGAGUGCGAGGACACGGUCCGCGCGACAAGUCUGGCGCGCGGACCACGAGGCGGUCGAGCGAAGCCCGCGAAAUCGGUCGAUCGCGAUAG